Messenger RNA from Durusdinium trenchii, 1260 nucleotides. NCBI's taxonomy places the organism in Eukaryota, Dinophyceae, Suessiales, Symbiodiniaceae. The record is from the annotation of a GenBank genome assembly.
CUCAACCGCAUCACUCGACGCGUGGUGAGUUUGAUUCCAGAGCUGCAAGCGACUCGCCGCGCCGCGACUACAACGGGGAAAAGCCAUGGCAGCGGCGUCAUGUCCUUGAACUCCGUCAUCAGCGACUCACUGCUGGGAGACUGGACCCGGGCCUCCAACAUCCUGGUCCGGAAGGCCGCCGAGCGCGAGGAGGAGACGCCCCGGUCUCAAGUGGAUCCAGCAGACUUCCAAUUGGAGGUGCCCAAGGAGAGGCGCCGCAGUCGCCGCAUCUCCAGCUUGCGGGAAAAAUCGGAGUUGGACCUCCAAGAGCUGCGGGCCUCCACGAGGGCGGCGGGCACUCCUUCCAGCUCCAAGCUUCGGGUCGGACGUACGCGGACGAGGCCCGAAGAGAAGAGGGAUUCGAGAAGCCCCAAGGUCUUGAAGAUGCUGAGGGAGUGUCUUCAGAUUGCACAUGCUCGCUUGGCGGAGACGAGCAGCGAGGUGACCCAGAAGUUGUCCAAGAGCUUAACUCCUGGGCCCCACUCCUCAUGGCCUGCUCAUUUGGCGCCCUGCCAAGCUGUCGCGCCUUCAUUGGGUUUCGUGGACUUGGAGAGCAGUGAGAGCAAGAAGGCCAGCAAGCGGGUAUGGUCGGGCCACUGCACGGUGGAGUGGUUUCAGGUGAAGUUGGUGAAGGUCCAUGCCUUCAAUGAGAAGCUCGAGCGCUUGAAAAGGCAGAAGCCCACAAUCACUGAAGAUCCAGAGUUGCUCCAAGCGGCUUUCCAAGAAGCCUUAAGUGAGGCACGCCGGAUCCAAGCACAGACCAUCUCUGCGAAGAAUGAGGUCGAACGCCUCAAAAACGCUUUGGCACGGCAAAAGGCCCUCACCGAGCAGACCCGCCCAGGCGCGCGAAGCACGCUCACCGGCAGCCCGAGCACCAUGCGCCCGAGCCGGUCGAGUGUCCAGCCGCCAUCGAGUGCCCGGGGGGAACGGAGCCCACACAGGGGUGCACCGGCUUUGCCAAUCAUCGUGAGGCGGUCAGAGGCUUCAAGGUGAGGCGGAAAAGGGAGAGCCCGUGAACCAGGGAGUUGGUGUUGACCUGAAAGAUGGUCAAAGGAAGAAGUGUUUUAGUCGUUUGAUGCCAUGCCUUUGAGACCUCUUGUUUUAUAGGUGUUUUUUGGCACACCAGGAUGACCAAAUCCAGGUUCUGUCUUGAAGACGGAGCACUUUCUUUGUGGCCACCGAAAGUUUCACCUCACUUGGAGCUCCAGAAUGACUCGAAAA